AGGGCGUUUGUGUUCAGAUAUCAUGGCAUAAGGAGCGUAUAAGCAAGCGAGCGAGCGAGGAUACCAAACUUCAGACACAUGUCAGAGAUGGAAGGCUUCAGAAUGUCUGCCAUAAUUUCAGAAAUCGAAAAGAGAACAUUCUCGGGACAUGGGAACAACACUUUCAAAGACCAGCUCAAUAAACACAAUUCAAAAGCAAUCCAAGAUUAAUAUGGAUAUCUCAACAAUAAGCAUUCUCGUUCUAUGGUAUGCACAAGGCUUUCUCAUCAUAAUAACAAGCCUCAAGAGGAUCGAUAAUGCUAUGCCACAAGAACGCCGCUACUACACAAAAAAAAAGAGUACACACAAUCGCUCCUCCUGUACAACUUUUGAUGUUUUUGCUGUGUUACAAUACAGCUGAUGCUUUCCUCCCUCUGCUGCCAGCCUUGGCUUGCUGGUUUAAA
This is a messenger RNA of Mollisia scopiformis, 443 nucleotides long. RefSeq lists its product as uncharacterized. The record is from RefSeq and is a predicted model, not a curated record. Bases 149 to 400 code for a protein of 83 amino acids. The transcript has a single exon. Lineage: Eukaryota; Fungi; Ascomycota; Leotiomycetes; Helotiales; Mollisiaceae.